AGGGUGUGCAUACAGACAAGGCUUAGAGACACCCUCCCUCUUAUAGGUUAGUGAUGAACCACAUCCCCAUGGGCAAAACUUUACAGAGACACACUCCUUGUGGGAUAAAGAAUGUUUGAGUGUGUCUUUGAAUCCUUUCCAGUUUUCCAGACUCCUUCUCUGGAGGAAAACAGAAUCCUCCGGUGACCCUUUCUCCUGAUGGUGUGUCAAACUUCUGGAGACACACUCAGUCCCAAGGUCUCUCUUAGAACAUGUCUUCUGGGCUCUCCUCUCUGUUUUAAUUGCCCUUGGCAGACCACAAUCCUGAAUUUCUAAGAGUGGGAACCACAGCCUUCCUCUGUUUUGAUCUGAAGCUGGGUAUAUUCAGAUGUGAAUGAAUACACUUAAAUAGCUGGCCUGCAAAAAUCACUCUUUUUUGCAGUCACUCUAACUGAGGUUGUUGGUGGUGUCUCGGUUGUCCUUUCUCUUGUUCUCUGGUGCCCUCUGGAAUUCUUUUUCUAUAUAAAUCACAGCACUGACCCUGUAGCCCUAGCUGCUACACAGGCAUCUUGUAGAAGGGCUCUGACUUAUGUAUGGGCAGUGAGAACACACAAACAGCAGCCUCAAUGUCUUUCAUGUGCUCCUGUGUCUAACUUCCAGAUAAAAUUUGGCUUUUUUGUGCAGGACUGUGUGGGAUCCUGUUGUGCUCUUAGUGCUGUGAAAUCUCAAAGCAGCAAUGGUACAGACCAUGGGUCAGUCAGGUUGGCUUUCCAUAGAACAGCAAUGGCCAAGCAUUAGUGCCAGCUUUGCAGCCAAUGGCAUUGCACUGCUGGUGAUGCUUACGAUUUUUAGCUUUUUAUAUUUUUCAUAUAUUUGUGGCCAUGUAGAUUGUUAAUGCAUGGUUGUAGCUUCUAGUACUUUUCCUAUCUUUCUUCCCUACAUUUAGGAACAAUAAGCUAACCUUUAUAAACACAUUCCUAAAAAUAUUGUUUAAUCUUAUUCCAAGAAGAGAACCAGCGCCAAGGAUGUUCUGUUUUCCAACCGGAAUCUGGACCAGGCAUAACAAAAGUGGGGCAAGAAAAACAUCUGGACUGCUUUCAGUGGGGCAGGACCCCAGGAAUUAUUACUUAACCAACUAACCUUUUAAUUGGACAGUAUAUGAUAAGUAUGCUAAUAGACUAACCUUAUAAAAAUUGUAGCUUUACUAUACCACAUAUGAUUUUCGUCAUAUUUUGUACCUUAAAGCUUUCAAGUAAAGGUUUGCUUAUAUAUUCACUCUUAAUGUUGUUGGGAAGAUCUAUUAUAUUUUCCAGGCUUUACUAGGACAGCCAGCUUUGCCUUUGGCAUUGGCCUUUCCCCAUGCCCUGGAGCAAGGAGUGAUUCCAGGCAGAGGAGAUGGCCAGAUUGAGUCAGUAGAGUGCGUUUAUUCCAUGGUGCCCCAUUUUUCUGUCACAAUCAGUAUAUCAUUGCUGUGUCUGAGCUGCUUCCUACACAGUUCUGGGUGGUGUGCCAGGCAUUUGUGCUGUGUCCAUCCUUGGGGCAACCCCAGAGCUCUGCACCUGCACGCUCCUCAUGCACAGAGUGGGCAGCUGCCUGCCAGCCCGGGAAGCACCGUGCUAUGCAUGUGUUGCUGCUGGCAGGGCUCAGGCUUCUCCAUCUGCUGUGCCACUCAUCUCCUGAGGACGGGUUCGCCAGACAGGCCACCGUCCCCUGUCAACGUGACCGUGACGCAGCUGAAGGCAAACUCUGCCACAGUCUCCUGGGACGUACCAGAAGGAGACGUGGUCAUCGGCUAUGCCAUUCUACAGCAGAGGCAGGAUGGGCAGAUGCAGCGCUUCAUCCGGGAAGUGAACACCACCAACCGUGCCUGUGUGCUGUGGGACCUGGCAGAGGAUGCUGACUACAUCAUCCAGGUGCAGAGCAUUGGCCUGUAUGGGGAGAGCCAGGCUAGCAAGCGUGUCCACUUCCGCACCCUGAAGGAGACCGACCGCCUGCCUUCCAACAGCUCCAACCAAGGUGACAUCACCAUGGAAGGGCUGGACAAAGAUCGGCAGCUGCAGACAGGCGAGAUUAUUAUCAUUGUGGCUGUGCUGCUCAUGUGGGCAGCGGUGAUCGCCCUGUUCUGCAGACAAUAUGAUAUCAUCAAGGAUAAUGACUCCAACAACAACAAGGAGAAGACAAAGCCGUCCUCAGAGCAUAGCACGCCAGAGCGACCGAGCGGAGGGCUGCUGCGGAGCAAGAAAUCUCCCUCAGUCAAUAUCAUCGAGGUGUAAGUGCAACACCAGCUCUACCAUCUGGGAUCUUGGGUGUCCUGCCAGAGCCAAAGCAGGCCUUGGAAGAAGAGGCAGCACCAGGCGCGCAGCCUGGAACUCAGCAUGCGAAGAUCCACGUAUCAGAACUCCCGCUUUCCUGAGGGCACCUGUCUGGGAAUGUGCAUGGAGCCAGCUCCCAAGCCAUGCAUGCAGAGCAUGGCCCUGCCCAUCCCACACACCUGGCCCUCCUCCCCUCCCUGUGGGAAAUGUGAAGUUGAGGACGGGUGGGGGGCCACACCACUGGCUAGGGUGGGAGGGGGCCAAGGGGAGCCGAUGGGCUGAUGCACCAGCCUGAGAAGAGGCCACGACCCUGUGCACCGGCUUGGCCAAAGCCCUGGGUGCAGCUGUGGCACUGGACGCAUGCCCAGCAUCAGGGGGCAGACCUUGCUCUCAGCUGCUUGUUUGGCCUUGGGCAUUGCUUACAGAGAGCAGGAGCUGCUCCCCUCAGGGCUGAGGAAACAGGGCGGUGCGGGUAUUGCCCCAGCACUGCCAGGAGAGCUGUGGCCAGGUGAUGGGGGGGUAUGUCUGUGGGGCUGGGCCCAGCCCGCACAAGGGCGAGUGAAUUGCUGCUGGAGAACAGGGCUCCACUGCACCCUGUCAUGGGCAUGCAGGGGCUUCAAAUCCUCUGUCUGCUGCAGAGGACAAAGACACAAGGGACAAUGAGGAGCUGGUGCUGUCACGGUGCCUGGCCAGCCCCUGCAGCCGGGGCAGGGAGUGCUGGUGGAAGCCCCACAGGGCUGGGGGAGUGGGCAGUGUCAGGGCAUGGCUGUGGCUGUGCUGUGUAUCCAGCAGGGCUGAGUGCUGGCCAUUCUGGCUGUUGGAGGGGAGCUGCCAAGCGCUUUUUGAGUAGCACAGUCUGUGCUGCCUGGAGGAGACAAUGUGGUGAGGCCUGCAAGGUCUCGGUUGGGGUGAAACAAGGAGGUUCCCUGCUGCCCUGGCUGCUGCUCUCCCUCCAUCCUCUGCUCUGCAGCCUGCCACAGACAGGCUCUGCAGCCCUGGACUCAAGCAUCACAGGAUCCAGCGUCUUCCAGGAAUAAAUCUCCCAGUAAAAGCACUUUCAGGACUUUUCCUUCCAGGUGCUGCUCAGCUCCUGCUGCAAGACUAGGCGGGGAAGGGACAGGAUAAGCAACUUCUGUGGCAGGGUCUUUUCAAUAAAAGCAUCCUGGCUCAAAGGCAGCAUCAGA
Hirundo rustica (Barn swallow) is the source of this 3475-nucleotide messenger RNA. It is a transcript of the gene FNDC4, whose product is annotated as fibronectin type III domain containing 4. Gene Ontology annotation, molecular function: protein binding. Bases 1410 to 2252 code for a protein of 280 amino acids. NCBI's taxonomy places the organism in Eukaryota, Metazoa, Chordata, Aves, Passeriformes, Hirundinidae. The transcript is spliced from 6 exons. The record is from RefSeq and is a predicted model, not a curated record.